This is a messenger RNA of Trichoderma virens Gv29-8, 2765 nucleotides long. RefSeq names its product serine/threonine protein kinase, AGC family (gene YPK2). The record is from RefSeq and is a predicted model, not a curated record. Gene Ontology annotation, biological process: protein phosphorylation. Gene Ontology annotation, molecular function: protein serine/threonine kinase activity; ATP binding. NCBI's taxonomy places the organism in Eukaryota, Fungi, Ascomycota, Sordariomycetes, Hypocreales, Hypocreaceae. Bases 118 to 2052 code for a protein of 644 amino acids. The transcript has 3 exons.
AAAUCUGCAAGAACCGCCGCGGACGAGGAUGGUGCGGAUCACAUCGGCUUUGAAACCCCUCGAUCCGGCAUAGCCACUCCUCACCCCGACCCUCAAGAUAAACGCCUGCCCGGAAUCAUGAGCUACUUUGCCCAGAGCGGCCCGCCCACCCCUACCAGAGCCCUCUCUACAGCCAACCCAGCCCCAGACGGCAGGGACACUCCCAACGGAUCCAGCAAUGAUGGCGCCGAGACAAGUGGCACGCAGACCCCGAAGAACUCUGGCACCGCGGCUACGUCUGCCAAGGGCAGGUUGACUAUCAAAAUCGUAGAGGCGCGAGGGAUACGCAAGAGCCGUGACCCGUAUGUGGUGGCCGUGUUCCAGCGAAGUGAGCUCAUCUCUGGUGGGCCUCAUGCCAUCGAAGAGGAAGAGCAUGUCAUAGGAACACCGUCUGGUCUCGGCGCAAUCCCAAUGAAGCGCCAAGUAAGCGAUUCCGGCAGGCCUAUGGCGAUCCCCAUGCGCAGCCGUCAGAGCAGCAACACCAGCAUUAGCGACUACAACACAUUCCGCAACCGAACUUCCCGGACCCUUUACUCAAGUCCUAAGUGGGACGCAGAAGCUGUCUUCGAUGUUGUCGAUUCGGAUAUGCUGGUAGACAUCUCAGUAUAUGACCACGCCGCAAAUGGAGAAGAGUUUCUGGGCCAUGUCAACCUUGAGGCCAAAAAGGACAAGGACAGCCCCGUCAAAGGCUGGUUUGCGCUGCAAGGACACGCCAAUACAACUGUCGACAACAUUCCGACAGGUGAAAUCUUUGUCGAGGUCACUUACCAGAGGACGGAAAGGAAGCAUUUCGGCCCCACUGACUUUGAGGUGCUCAAGCUCAUCGGCAAGGGCACUUUUGGCCAAGUCUACCAAGUUCGAAAGAAGGAUACCCAGCGAAUCUAUGCCAUGAAAGUCUUGCAGAAGAAGGUGAUUGUACAAAAGAAGGAAGUGGCACACACCGUCGGGGAGCGAAAUAUUCUCGUUCGCACAGCUACAUCUGAUUCACCGUUCAUCGUCGGACUCAAAUUCUCGUUCCAAACGCCAUCGGAACUGUACUUGGUGACUGAUUACAUGUCCGGUGGAGAGUUGUUCUGGCAUCUCCAGAAGGAAGGCCGAUUCGACGAGAGGCGAGCCAAAUUCUACAUCGCCGAGCUUAUCUUGGCAAUCCAGCAUCUCCACAACAACGACAUUGUCUAUCGAGAUCUUAAGCCCGAAAACAUUCUGCUAGACGCGAAUGGUCACAUUGCGCUCUGCGACUUCGGCCUAUCUAAGGCAAACCUCACAAAGAACGACACCACCAACACCUUUUGUGGAACUACGGAAUACCUCGCACCUGAGGUUCUUCUCGAUGAAUCGGGAUACACGAAAAUGGUCGACUUCUGGUCGCUUGGCGUUUUGGUGUUUGAGAUGUGCUGCGGAUGGAGCCCCUUUUACGCCGAGGACACUCAGCAGAUGUACAAGAACAUUGCUUUUGGCAAGGUUCGGUUCCCGCGCGACACACUUUCUCAAGAGGGCCGCAACUUUGUCAAGGGGUUGCUUAAUAGAAAUCCCAAACACAGACUAGGAGCAACGGACGAUGCUGAAGAGCUUAAACGCCAUCCCUUCUUCAACGACAUUGACUGGAACCUCUUGGCCAAGAAGCUCAUCUCGCCACCCUUUAAGCCAAAGUUGAAGUCGGCAACCGAUGUGUCGUAUUUCGAUCCAGAAUUCACGACCGCCUUGGACCAGAACGGCUCUCUCAAUGAGCGGGCCGCUGCACUGGCGAGAGGAUACGCUGCCUCUACACCACUCUCACCCUCGGUGCAGGCCAACUUCCAUGGAUUCACCUACGUUGAUGAAAGCGCACUAGAUGAUCAUAUGCGCGAUUUCUCGAGAAAUGACGACGAAGAUAUGGAUGACGCUCACCCCAAUGGUGACGACGACUGGGAUAACCUGGAUGAUAUCGAUCCCCGACAAGCCAACAGGAUGAGUGGCAUUGUCAGACCUGGACACGACGAACAAAUGGUUGGAGGCGCGCAUUUUGACCCGUAAAUGGCAUUUGGUUGGUUAAGGCACACGGAAGUGAAAGGGCUGCAUGGCGUUUGUUUAUUUUCCCCUGUUUAGUUUUCCUUCGUGUCAUGACAAUGCAGGUCAACUUUGUACCUGGAAAAAAAAAUUGAUAUCCCGAAAACAACCACAACGAUGUUGAUACGAACGGUUAAUCAUGGCAUGAACUGCAUCAUAGGGGUUGGUUGGGUUUUGCAUUUUUGUGCGUUGUUCCAUGGCUAUCUGUGCAGGAAAGGAUCCUGGAGUUCAGGUUGAGCCGAAGAUGAAGAUGUAUGAUGAUGAUCAUGACGAAUGGAAUUGACUCAAAAUGCCAGACUAGUCGCACACGGUGAACAAGUCUGAUGCAGAUUCCAGAACAUAAGAAAGAAAAAAAAAAUCCCGGCAUCAAAGAGAAGAAAGAGAAGACUCACACAAGAUGUAACAAAAAAGGGAACCUCGGACAGAAGAGAAGGGGGCAUAACAAAAGCAAAAUAAGCAUAUUCUUUUUCUUUUUUUUCUCUUUAGGCUAGUAGGAUCAUGCCGCCUUGCUUUCGUCAUGUCUUGUUCGCGCGCGCUGUUUCGGUGAACUCUGUGUCUCGGCGCGUCUGUAGAUUCAUGAUGAAGGGCAGGAGGAUAAUAACGAAAGAAGGGAACUUUUAGUAAUCUUGGAAAGGGAGAUAUAUACUUAAUUAAUACUAUAUGCCGGAAUGAUGAAGUCA